This is a messenger RNA of Macadamia integrifolia, 1278 nucleotides long. RefSeq names its product signal peptide peptidase-like 2. The record is from RefSeq and is a predicted model, not a curated record. Lineage: Eukaryota; Viridiplantae; Streptophyta; Magnoliopsida; Proteales; Proteaceae. Gene Ontology annotation, molecular function: aspartic endopeptidase activity, intramembrane cleaving. Gene Ontology annotation, biological process: membrane protein proteolysis. Gene Ontology annotation, cellular component: Golgi-associated vesicle membrane; lumenal side of endoplasmic reticulum membrane; cytoplasmic side of endoplasmic reticulum membrane.
GAAUCUUCAAAUGCUGGAACAGCUGAUACUGAGAGGGAAAUCCUUGAUAUUAAUGCAACGGGUGCUGUAAUAUUUGUCAUAACAGCAUCCACCUUUCUACUGCUACUCUACUUCUUUCUCUCAUCUUGGUUUGUCUGGGUGCUGAUUGUACUUUUCUGCAUCGGUUGUAUCGAGGGAAUGCAUGCUUGCAUAGUGACACUGAUAUCCAGAAUAUGCAGAAACUGUGGGCAGAAGAAUGUAAACCUUCCUCUUCUUGGGGAAACAUCCAUCAUCUCUAUUGCAGUAUUACCCUUCUGUAUGGCACUUGCCAUUUUCUGGGCUGCAAAUCAGCAUGCAUCAUAUGCCUGGAUCUUUCAAGAUUUUCUUGGUAUUUGUUUGAUGAUUACAGUCCUGCAAGUUGCUAGAUUGCCAAACAUAAAGGUGGCUUCGAUACUUCUUUGUUGUGCAUUUGUAUAUGACAUAUUUUGGGUCUUCGUGUCACCAUUGUUCUUUGGUGAAAGUGUUAUGAUUGCAGUUGCUCGUGGUGACAGUAGGAGUGGAGAAUCCAUUCCUAUGCUUUUAAAAUUCCCUCGAAUUUUCGAUCCGUGGGGUGGCUAUAAUAUGAUUGGCUUUGGGGAUAUUCUCUUUCCCGGUUUGCUUGUUUCCUUUACUUUCAGAUAUGACAGAUCAAAUAAAAAGGGAAUUCUAAAUGGAUAUUUUCUUUGGUCAACAAUUGGCUAUGGGAUUGGUCUUUUACUGACAUACCUUGGCUUGUAUCUAAUGAAUGGGAAUGGUCAACCUGCACUUCUGUACCUUGUACCAUGUACAUUAGGGACUGUUGUGGCACUAGGCUUGUGGAGGGAUGAGCUGAAUCACCUGUGGAACUAUGGGAGUUCACCAUCUAGUGAAUCGUCUGGAUCAGUUUGAAGCACUAGGUCAGUUUUUUUCUUAAAGAAGACAAGGGAGAUAUCCCCUUUGUAUCUGAUGAAGCUACCAAUGUACAAGAGAAUGCAUUAGCAGAUGCUAAUUCCUUCCUAUCAAGGUCACCUCAGUUUGAGAAAUGGAAUGGCACAUCGAUAAAACAAAUGAAGAAUUUUAAGGUCCAGGUGAGCAGUUAAUUAUUGUGUACUAUCUUUCCAUUUUUUCUGUAAGCAAGGCAUCAGGUUUGCCACUCUCACCUUGAUAUUGUAAUAUUUAGAAGUUGUUCCAGAUAAAUGAUUUUUAACUGUAAGAAUUUGUCAAUUAUUAUUGGAAUCCUUUGUAGAACAAUUGCAAUAAAACAAACAUUCUUUUGUCUUC